Messenger RNA from Protopolystoma xenopodis, 1604 nucleotides. The record is from the annotation of a GenBank genome assembly. NCBI's taxonomy places the organism in Eukaryota, Metazoa, Platyhelminthes, Monogenea, Polystomatidea, Polystomatidae.
UUUCAAACCUGGGCACCUACGAGUUGGCCAACACUCCUAGCCUGAGUCUAGGAGAGACGCUUAACGCCACACCUAUGCAAUACUCGCCCUCUGGCCACCCUUCGUCACUAUCCUUACCUAGUGUAUCUGAUCAGCUACCAGUGCUUAGAUCACGCUCUACUGUCUUUCCAACUUGUCCAUGCCCAAUAGGUAACGUUAAGGCUGGUGACGAUAUUACCUCAUCAGAGUUUGUUACUUCUUUGUCUACUUCGAGGCUUAUGAUGCCCUCCCGAAACAUUCGCCCUUCUCAAUCUUCUAGUGAGCUUCACUCCAUUUCUACAGCAUUGCCGCUAAUUUCAACUGACAAGAUGAUCAAUGGUCAUCUUGAUUACUCUUCAAAACCUCCCACCACCCUACCCCCCACAUCUUUUGCUUCAAUUAGGCUCCCUAUUUUGCCGAAUGCACUAAAAUCGCCUCCUGUUGUCUCUUCAACAACCUAUUCGGAACUAGCAACAACUCGGCCUAAUAAUUCCAGGCCUCAGGCUCCUCCAGUUCAUGCUAGCGACAGUAUUUCAAAGUCUCACUAUUAUGCUGAUCACUGCUCUCUCCUACCAUCUUCCCCUCUAUCUGACCCUUACCAGGACCGUAAUCAGGGUUUUGAUUCUGGAGGACCUAGCAACUACCCUAUUCAGUCGUCUAUUCCUUGUCGUCGAUGUCCUUUGCCAUCUACUUUUACACACAUAGCCCAUACGCGAGAUGCUCAGUCAUCAAGUGAUUCAGGACACUUUACACCCCGUUUCCUGCCGCAUCAAUAUUUACCUUCUGGUCCAACUUCAAGCUGCUUUAGAGCUCAGAUGCCAUGUCAUCCCUUUACAAGCCAACAGCCUAUAAUGGAUCGCUAUUCCCUUCGAAGACACCAAGAGCACUUGUUGCGACAACCGCAACCGCUUCUCCGCUAUCGACAACAAAUGCGAUGUGAUUCCCUUUCCUCUAAAUAUGACUCCUCGUCUUAUUUUCCCACUUCAGAAGCCUCAAUUGACUCAAAUUUUUGUUAUUCCUCUGCCAAUGAGGCCUAUCUCUCCUCUUUCGCUAACCCAUUAUCUGGCUUGCAUGCUCCAAGGUACACCGGUUAUCAGGGUUUUCCAAACGAUUCAUAUUUGCGCCAGACUUAUUUGACGAACCAGCAGCAACAGUUUGCACUACCCUCAAGUUCGGCUCAUCAGUUUUAUCGACAGCAGCGGGAUCCAACGCUCAUCGAUAUUCAUAACUCUUCAAGCGGUUACUCUGACCAGUCUAGCGAUCAUUCGGUUAGGAGUCUAUCGCCGUUUAGUCUUACUUCAGAACUCGCUUUUCCUCAAAAACCAACAGUAACUGACAAAUCAGAUUCGUUUUGUACUUCAACACCGCCGUAUUCUUCAGUUCCGACGACAUCUACUUCAUCUUCACAAACUGUAUCACCAACCACAUUUGCCUGUCCUGAAUACCUUAGGCCACAGAUCUCACAGCAUUUAGCGGACUCAUCUUCUAAUAGUUCACCUGUAGAAUGCGCUAUUUCUGAAUCAAUUAUUCGGUCUGUUUCUGGAGGCGAUUCUAAUCCAUUAGGAAACAUGAAUGGCGAAUUUAGC